Messenger RNA from Alternaria ethzedia, 1431 nucleotides. RefSeq lists its product as uncharacterized. The record is from RefSeq and is a predicted model, not a curated record. The transcript has a single exon. Lineage: Eukaryota; Fungi; Ascomycota; Dothideomycetes; Pleosporales; Pleosporaceae. Gene Ontology annotation, molecular function: succinate-semialdehyde dehydrogenase (NAD+) activity. Bases 1 to 1431 code for a protein of 476 amino acids.
AUGGCCUCAAACACCUCGUCCACAGUCCCCCUCUGGAUCGACAACAAGCCCAUCCACACGCAAACCACCAUUCCCGUGACCCAAGCCAGCACCUCCAAAACCAUCCACCACGCCUCCUCCGCCUCCACCACCGAAGCAACCCAAGCAGCCAUCUCUUCCUUCUCCGCUUUCAAAUCCUGGCGCUCCACCUCCCACACCACCCGUCGCAAUCUCCUCCAAAGCGUAGCCACCUACUACGACACCCACGCCCCCUCUCUCAUCGCCACGCAAAUCGCCGAAACCUCCUGCACAGAAGCCUGGGCGCGUACAAACGUCAAUCUAUCCAUCUCGUACCUCAACGAAAUCGCCGCGCAGAUAAGCAGCGUGACCGGCGUUAUCCCCCCGACUGAGAAACCCAACACCCAGGGUUUUGUGUUUAAAGAGCCGAUCGGACCAAUCCUAUGUAUUGCGCCCUGGAAUGCCGCACUCGUGUUAGCAACGAGAGGGAUAGCAAGUGCCAUAGCAGUUGGCUGCACCGUAGUCUUCAAAGCGAGUGAACUCUGUCCCCAAACGCACGGACUCAUCACGCAAGCUUUCGCCGAGAGCGGGUGUCCAGAUGGCGUGUUGAACCAGGUGCAAUGUGGGCGGGAAGAUGCGGCUGAAGUGACCGAGACGUUGAUAGCGCAUGAUGCGAUUCGUAAGAUUGAAUUCAUCGGUAGUGCGGAGGUGGGGAAGAAGAUCAUGGGCAUCGCGGCCAAGUAUCUCAAACCGGUUCUGAUGGAACUAGGCGGGAAGUGUCCGGCGAUUGUGCUUGAAGAUGCGAAUCUGGAGGAGGCAGCAAAGCAGUGCGGGAUGGGGGCUGUGUUGAAUCAUGGGCAGAUUUGCUUUAGUACUGAGAGGAUUAUUGUGAUGGAGGCGGUGGCGGAGAGGUUUAAGACGUUGCUUGUGGAGGCUAUGAAAGGGGUGGAAGGACCGGCUGGGUCCGCGGUGUCUGAGGGUAUUAAGAAGCAUGCUGCGGAUGUUAUAAGGGAUGCGCAAGAGAAGGGCGAUGAGGUGCUUGUUGGUGGGGUUGAGGCUACUUCUCCUGGGGGUGGGCUUGCGCUCAAACCUACGAUCAUCGUCAAUCCCUCGCCUUCAUCCCGUAUCCUCGACGAAGAGACGUUCGGUCCUUCCGCUUCGCUUUACGUCGUUUCUUCAGAUGAAGAAGCCGUCGCGUUGGCGAAUCGCUCAGCAUAUGGUCUCAACGCUACGGUUUGGACGCGCGAUAUGGCUCGUUUCAUGAAGAUGUCGCGGGAACUGGAAUAUGGUCAAGUUCAUGCCAACAGCAUUUCAGUGUACACAUCGCCUACUGGAAGUCAAGGCGGCGUCAAAGGAAGUGGGUUUGGGCGACAGAAUGGACAGUGGGGACUAGACGAGUUUGUUGUCGAGAAGUUUGUCACUUGGUGUGGGUGA